Desarmillaria tabescens is the source of this 885-nucleotide messenger RNA. RefSeq lists its product as uncharacterized. The coding region runs from base 1 to 885 and encodes 294 amino acids. Lineage: Eukaryota; Fungi; Basidiomycota; Agaricomycetes; Agaricales; Physalacriaceae. The transcript has a single exon. The record is from RefSeq and is a predicted model, not a curated record.
AUGUUCAACAAGGCCAAGGCUGAAUCGUCUUCUGCCACUGGACAGCGCACAGUUGGUACACCCAACAAUCACCAAAAAGAAGAGGAUACAAGCAUCGCAGUCGCAAUAUGUGGUGUUAGUCCCCUUCAAGUCUCUGACGCGUUCCAAGCUCCACGCUACAAGCCCGACCUGCCACCACACAUCUGUGACAAAAUCACCUCGAACGCUCCACAACUCUUGGAAUCGGUUCUACGCCAACGAUGGCCGGUCACAAGCAUUAACUUUUUUCCAUUCUGUGUACCCAGUCCAAAUUGCAGUGGUACAAAUGAGCCCGAUUGCGCCGUUGCAUUUGCCAAUCGGCUUGGUACAGGGUGGAUGCUGGCACUUCACUCCAACGUACUCGCAAUUCACUGUGCAGAUCUUCCACCCCUUCCCGGCUGUUCCCCUCCCGGACAGCUCCCGGUUACUAUCAUGAGUCUGGACGUGGACGUCAUAUCUCUCUGGAUGCUUCUCGCUAUUUUCACGUAUGUUUACAAUCACGAUCAGACACAGCUGUUCUCCGCGAUCUUUGGCCAUGUAUAUCCACCCUGGGAUCCCGUGCCUCUCUUCCCCCCUCGUCAGCAUAGAACAUCCACUCCUCCGCUUGCGAUCGACGAUGUUACCGUGGAGAACUACGCCCGAAUCCUCAGAAAACGCACUACCAGGAUGCAACGCCAAAUGAUUUUGAACAAUGUCAAAGGAUUCCACAAUACCUCUUGCGCACUUAAAAUCGUUGACACCGGGCUUCAUGACGUCGUCUUGAUUGCGACCCGGAUCGUCGGUAGAGUUGCUAACAUGGACCUUGCUGAUCCAGCCGGAUUGGAUGACCAGGAUGACCUAUACAAACAAAGUGUCCUACUUGGGUGA